UAUGACAAGGAGCGCGAGAUCAAAAGAGAUUGAGCGUGAGCCAGCGAAGUCAGAUGUCUUUUGCCGAUUCGGAGGUCGUGGUCGCAUGCUUGCUUCAGCUGCUUGCAGGGUCAUGUAUGUAUAACACUGAGCCAGCAUGAGAUAACAUCAACUUUCCCGAGGCUUCGAAGGUCCGGUACGUCGUGGGACUCCGGUAAAAGUCGCUAUACACCCGAGUGCACAUCCGAAGUCUCGUGGUUUCGAAUCGACAUUGGUAAUAAUAUCGAUGAAGCAGGAGGAUGAACAGGUGAGUUAUCGGUCGGUAUCGGCCACCGGGGUCCAAAAGCCGCAGCCUCGGCAAGUUGGAGCUGUAUUCAUAUGCUUGCCCGAUCGCGUUCCCUUGGUAUCAUCUGCACUCUUCAGACAUACAAACAAUGCUCCAUUCACGACUGUCAUGACCUCUCCAGAUUUCGCUGCCGCUCAGGCGCGUGUGAUAGCACGUCGCGCAGCCGCAGCACGACCGGCACCGCCGCCGACCCCACCGUCGCUACCCUUCGCGCUGCUGAACCUCCCACCCGGCCUACGCUCAUUCGCUUCUACCACGCUUUCUACUUGGACCACGUUCAGACACAAUCCUCCCACAGCACCCACUCCGUACUUUCGUGUCGGUCAAGUCGAUGCAGAAUUGCUUGAUGAGGAGCUCUUACAACUACUUCGUAACCAAGUUGGCGAUGCGCUCAAGUAUUUUGGUGGUCACAUUGCAGAUGACUGGUCCUCUGAGAUUGGCGCAAUCCUGAGAGCUAUACUAUGGAAGCUCAGCAUCUGGGAUCGAGGCACGAGUUACGGCGCCAGUCUUCAAGGAUUAAAGUACGUCGACGCAAGAACACAACCUUCGAGCAUCCACGCAGGUUCUGGGCAAGAUCCUACAAAAUGGCAGAAAGCUGCAUAUGGACUCAUCACAGUUGGAGGCCGAUACUCGUGGCAGAAGCUGGAAGAUUGGCUCCUUGAGAGGGAAGGCGGUUACGAGGAGCCCACGCCGCUCGUCAAAAGACUCAGCAAGCUCACUGCAUGGGUCAGCUCGACACAUGAGAUGGCAGCUUUGGCCUCGUUCCUGGUCUUCUUGUUCAACGGCAAAUACAGAACACUUGCGGAUCGACUUCUUCGACUAAGGCUCGCCCCGGCUUCUUCGCGAACAAGUAGAGAGGUCAGCUUUGAGUAUCUGAACCGUCAACUGGUGUGGCAUGCCUUCACCGAGUUCCUGCUGUUCCUGCUCCCUCUUGUAGGUAUCAGCCGAUGGCGACGUCUAUUAUCAAGAGCGUGGAGAAAGGUCAAGACCAUGUUCUCUCGGACACCAGAGGAAGAAGACACUACAGCUGGAGGCGAGCUUGGGUUCUUGCCAGAGCGUACAUGCGCGAUAUGCUAUCGCGAUCAAAACGUCGUUGGUGGUGGUUCAGAAGCUGAAGUACUUGCUCAGUCGGGCAAUAUAGGCGGAGGUGUCAUUGGUAGUGCUCAAACAGACGUUACAAACCCAUACGAGGCGAUGCCUUGCGGGUGCAUAUACUGCUUUGUCUGUCUGGCUCAACGAAUUGAGGCCGAAGAAGGUGAGGGCUGGACAUGUCUGCGCUGCGGAGAAGUAGUAAAAGAGUGUAAGCCUUGGAAUGGAGAUGUCAUGGAGGACAUCGUAGAGAAAACACCGAAUACACUACCAGACAGUCGACCGAAGCCUCCGAGGAGGAAGAGUGUUGGUUUUGUUGAUGACGAGCGAGAGGAGGAAGCCACCAUCGAGGAAAUUGACCCGAUGCCGAUGGAUGAGCAUGACGAGCAGGAUCAAGUUGAAGAAGACGUGAGAACGAUUGAUUCCGUCUCAUGGGUGGACGGAGAGUCAGAGAUGGAUUUUGAGGAUGAAGCAGAUUAUGACUGAUAGACCUAGUAACAAUUAUGACCAUUUGACAAAGCAAUCUUCAAGAGUGCUCUUAACCCGUUUCCGAGCACUCCGUUGAUCUACUGUCAAGCAUUCACCAAGCCGGCCCGAAGUGACAGUUGAAAAACGUCGAUCUGAUGUAUGCAUUUACCCCACCAUAUGUACGUCACGUCCAAACGUUACGAAUAUUUUGGUCACCUUGGUUUCGCCCAUUCCCAUCGAGCUUCCACCAUUCUUACUUACAUUCAGAUCAAACCAAGAUCGACAAUCAACACCAUAUCGAUAUGGCUGACACGACAAAGAGCUCGUCCUCUGAGGGCCUGGAUAUCAAGAAGGU
Molecule: messenger RNA, 2237 nt
Organism: Aureobasidium pullulans EXF-150
Lineage: Eukaryota; Fungi; Ascomycota; Dothideomycetes; Dothideales; Saccotheciaceae
Exons: 2
Coding region: 266-1900 (544 amino acids)
Biological process (GO): protein import into peroxisome matrix
Cellular component (GO): peroxisomal membrane
Molecular function (GO): zinc ion binding
Source: RefSeq, a predicted model, not a curated record